Molecule: messenger RNA, 819 nt
Organism: Rubroshorea leprosula
Lineage: Eukaryota; Viridiplantae; Streptophyta; Magnoliopsida; Malvales; Dipterocarpaceae
Source: the annotation of a GenBank genome assembly
AUACUACCAAGCUACCAUGUUGUCUUUGGACAAUGUAGGCAUUAACAUCAAUUAAUUUCUCUGCCUAAUUAGUUAUUAGUAAUUUCUUAAGUAUGUAUAUCCAUUUUUAGUAGAGAUAUUCAACUCAAAUGUUGAACGGAGCAUGUAUCUUUAUAUAUUAGGGCAAGGGUACAAAAUGUCGGUUGGUAGAGCAAUUAUAAAGCUCAUUACAUUACAUAAAGAAGAGAAAUGCAGUUAAUAGAACUAAAGGACUAUGGUAGCAGAAGGGGCACGUUUGCGAGCCAACAAUGUCACAUGCCAAACUUCAAGGAGAGCCGAAUUCCGAGAAAUGAUGGUCCCCACCCGCCGAUUACUGGAUUGGAUCAGAAACAUCAUGACUACGCUUGUGAGUAUCGAGCUCCUCCUCUUGCAUACCUAGUUCCUCAACCUUGCUAAUAAUUUAAUUUCUGAAUUGUUGUUCUGUUUCAGAAUCAAUACUGGGAUAUUCUACAGGAAUCCUUACAAUGUGGCGGGCAUUUAUAAUCGUAGUUCAUAUCCUCUUGAAAACAGUCGCUAUGCCACUAUUCCUUAACCACGAUGGUACCUUUAUGCUGUUGUUUCAUUUUAUUUUGCCUGCUUUUUAGCUGCUGAGAUAAUGAUGAAAAAGAGAUGAGUGUUGAAUUUGGUUAUUGAUGUUUUAGCUUUUUUAGGUGCAUUAAAAAAUUUAAGCUCAUUUCUGAUGUUAGGUUCAAAAGUUAGGAUUUAGAUUCACUGUCUUUUCUUCAGUUUUAGGAAUCUAAGUAGAAGCUCUUUCAUAAUUAUGCGAAGCACGAGCUGGUU